AUGAGUAACAGCUACCACAGGGUGAAGAUGUGCGCAUUCAGACAGCCGCGUAACUGUACCCUGACGCUUAUUCCAGAUGUACAACGGUUGGUGCAGGGAAGUCACAAUAUCGAGGAGAUUGAGUAUUACUGGCUAGAGUGGCGACGAAGCACGGGUCUGGCCACACGUCAGCAGUUUGUAGCUUUCAUGGAUCUGUACAAGAAGACAGCUCAACUUAAUGGGUUUGUCCAUGCGGAGGACUACUGGUUUCGCAAUCUGGAGCUCAGCUGUCACCAGGCUACGACGCUGUUGAAUGAGCUGAUGACGUCUCUGCGACCGCUGUUCCUUCAGUUUCAUGCGCAUGUGCGGAGCUCGCUUAGGAAGAUGCAUGGGGAGCGCCUAGUUCCACGAGGACGACCCUACCCGCAACACUUGGCGGAGGUGUUUUUAGGCAAUGCCUUCAGACGCCCUCGUGCUAAUUGGUUUGUGGAUUUGCCAUCACCCGAGAUGGAUCUAGCCAAUAUUACGGACGCACUGCAUCGCCGUGGACUUAGCACAACUCAGAGAGUAUUUUGGAAUGUGGCAGAGUAUUAUCGGGGACUGGGACUGCCCCAAUUGGAGAGCUCUUUCUGGUCACAUGCAAAGCCAGUCACCACAAGCAACGAGGAUCAAUGCUGGCACAAGGCCUGGAGAUUCUAUGCUAUGUCAGGGACCAACUUUAGUUUCUGUCCGCUGAACGAUGAGGAGCGAUUCUUCGACAUGUUUGAGGCACAAUGCGAUCUGCAUUAUUUCCGAGCUGCCACAGCGCAGCCAACUCUGUUGCGUGAGGAGCCUUUUCCAAAUUUUAGCAAUGCAUUGGGUAAAUGCUUUUCUUUGGCCGCCUCCUCGCCGCGAUAUCUGCGCAAGUUGGGGCUCCUGCAGGGUAAACAGUGGUGGGGUUUACCCUCUCGCCUUAAUCGCUUGUAUAUGCAAGGCUUGAGGAUUAUCUUCUUACUGCCCGUUUUCUAUGUCUUGGAUCGCUACCGAGUGGAGGUGCUUAGUGGCCACAUAGAAGCGGAUGACAAUGAAGCCUUCUGGAGGUUAACACAGAUGUACACCGGAGCCACUGCACCACACAGACGCAACAACGAGCAGUUCGAUGUGCCAGCCAAGCUCCUUAUGGAGGUAGACGAUCAGUACACGAGCCAACUGUUGAGUACAGUCUUGCAGUUUCAGCUCUACAUACACUUCGGCAGCAUGACGGGCCAGUAUUUGGAGGGAUCUGCAGAUAGACCUUUAGAUCUGUGCGAUUUGUCAGAUCAUCAGGAAAUUGGACCAGGACUACUUCACGCUAUGUCCCUCGGAUCAUCGCUUCAUUACAAAGAAGUCCUGCAGCAGCUUUUGGGCACUGGGGAACUGAGUAUGAAAGGUCUCUUGACGUAUUUUCAACCUCUUCAAGAUUGGUUGACCCUGCAGAAUCGUCAGCAUGGAGUGGAAGUGGGAUGGAACUAGCUUUUAUUAUCUUCUCCUGAAAGUAUGCUUCAAAACUUUUCAAAAGCUUUGUAAUCUGACUACAUAAGCAUGCAUUUAAUAAUAUAU
This is a messenger RNA of Drosophila innubila, 1557 nucleotides long. RefSeq names its product angiotensin-converting enzyme (gene Ance-2). Bases 1 to 1470 code for a protein of 489 amino acids. NCBI's taxonomy places the organism in Eukaryota, Metazoa, Arthropoda, Insecta, Diptera, Drosophilidae. Gene Ontology annotation, biological process: proteolysis. The transcript is spliced from 3 exons. Gene Ontology annotation, molecular function: metallopeptidase activity; peptidyl-dipeptidase activity. Gene Ontology annotation, cellular component: plasma membrane. The record is from RefSeq and is a predicted model, not a curated record.